AUGCCUUCGCACCAGCCCGCCGCCGGCAUGAUGGCCGUCGACCCUGACUAUGUCAAGCAGGGCUCGCCCAUGGCCUCCAAGAACGAGCCCAACCGUAGCAAGUCUUACGACCCCAAGAAGCCUCACAUCACCGACACUCCUUUGACAAAGGCCAACUGGUACAAGCACGUCAACUGGCUUAAUGUCUUCCUCAUCGGUGGCAUUCCCCUCAUGGGUCUGAUCCAGGCUUGGUGGACUCCUCUUCGUCUUUACACCGCCAUCUGGGCAAUUGCCUACUACUUCGCAACUGGCCUCGGUAUCACUGCCGGCUACCAUCGUCUGUGGGCACACACUUCGUACCAGGCCACUCUUCCUCUCAAGAUCUUCCUCGCCGCCGUCGGUGGUGGUGCCGUCGAAGGCUCCAUCAGAUGGUGGGCCCGUGACCACCGCGCUCACCACCGCUACACCGACACCGAGAAGGACCCCUACUCAGUCCGCAAGGGUCUCCUCUACUCUCACCUUGGCUGGAUGAUCAUGAAGCAGAACCCCAAGAGAAUCGGCCGUACCGACAUUUCCGACCUCAACGACGACCCCGUUGUUGUCUGGCAGCACAAGAACUACCUCAAGGUCGUCUUCGGCAUGGGUCUCAUCUUCCCUACCCUCGUUGCCGGUCUCGGCUGGGGUGACUGGCUCGGUGGCUUCAUCUACGCCGGUAUCCUUCGUAUCUUCUUCGUCCAGCAGGCCACCUUCUGUGUCAACUCCCUUGCUCAUUGGCUCGGUGACCAGCCUUUCGACGACCGCAACUCUCCUCGUGACCACGUCAUCACCGCCAUCGUCACUCUUGGUGAGGGUUACCACAACUUCCACCACGAGUUCCCCUCCGACUACCGCAACGCCAUCGAGUGGCACCAGUACGAUCCCACCAAGUGGUCCAUCUGGACCUGGAAGCAGCUCGGCCUCGCCUACGACCUCAAGCAGUUCCGCUCCAACGAGAUCGAGAAGGGUCGUGUCCAGCAGCUCCAGAAGAAAAUCGACCGCAAGCGUGCUGAGCUCGACUGGGGAACUCCUCUCGAGUCCCUGCCCGUCAUGGAGUGGGAUGACUACGUCGAGCAAUGCAAGAACGGUCGCGAAUUGAUCAGCGUUGCAGGUAUCGUACAUGACCUGAACGCGAGCGGGGCAGCAUCGUUUGUCAAUGACCACCCAGGUGGCAAGGCCAUGAUCCGUUCUGGUAUCGGCAAGGACGCUACCGCCAUGUUCAACGGUGGUGUGUACUUCCACUCCAACGCCGCCCACAACUUGCUCUCUACCAUGAGAGUUGGUGUCAUUCGUGGUGGUAUGGAGGUUGAGAUCUGGAAGAAGGCCCAGCAGGAGAACAAGGACGCUGUUAUGGCCAAGGACUCAAACGGUCAGCGUGUCGUUCGUGCUGGCUUCCAACCCACCAAGGUUUUUGAGCCUUCUGCCACCGCUGGCGCUGCAUGA
Aureobasidium vineae is the source of this 1458-nucleotide messenger RNA. The record is from the annotation of a GenBank genome assembly. NCBI's taxonomy places the organism in Eukaryota, Fungi, Ascomycota, Dothideomycetes, Dothideales, Saccotheciaceae.